GCAAAGCCAACACUGACGGCCAUUUUCUUUUGUUUCGUGUCUAAGAGUAGAGAAGCRUUUUAAACUUAUUUUACCUCAUUUCUAAGGAUUUAGGAGUAAAAUAAUUCAUCGGAAAGGUCUUGUGAUGUCAACAACGAUCGACCAGAGGCCUAAAGACCAUAACAGUAAAGGUUACAUCUCGAAGAACGGCGAAAUUCAAGCCGGAGAUCUCAGUAAAUACAUCGGUUCUUCAUCAAAACAGCUGGAUGAAAACGCUUUGAAUUCACAUCCGAGGGACAAUCAUUUGCCUAGUUCGCUUGCUGGCGAAGCUUACUUGCCUCCGUAUUAUACUUCUACUUCGUCAAGCACUGGACUGCCAGCAAUGCCGUUUCCGUAUUUAAACACGGGCAUUGGCGAUGGCACAUGGUCUUCGCCAACACUGAACCCGAACACUUUAUUCCCUUCAUCGGGCUACAGUGUCAGCAAUGGCGGUGAACAAUUGCUACCAGAUCAGAUGUUUAGUCAUACAAAUGGAGUUGCUGUUUCAAAUGCGUUUAUGGGAAAUAUGAACCAUAAUACUUCAAGCAAUGUAUUUUUGACCCAGGGGGCUCCAGCGCUGUAUUUUCCCGGAAGCUCGACCGACAUCCCAUGGGGAGAACAAGCCCAGCCAACUGCUGGRGCACAGUUGCUGCAAAACUUUUACCAACCACCCCCACCCCCAGUGUCUGAGACUUUGAACCCAAUUGGAGUCGGAAUCAAUGCUAAAGAUUAUGGGACUGUAAGUGUUGAGAAAGCAUUGUCCAAUUUGAGUGUUUCUGUUGAUCAUGAGAACGGUCCUGUWGAUGUAAAACAGGGCUCCCUUCGUGGAAAUGGACAGUCUGUUUCUGAUAAUAAGCCAAAAUCAUGGGCUGCUAUAGCAAGCCAGCCAGCAAAACCAAAGCCKCCUGCUCCUAAACCAAAGCAAGUCCAACAAGUGCAACCUUCCAUUGGCAUUGCCAAAGCAGAUCCACCCUCAUGGGGGAAUGUUGUUAAGGCAAAUGCUAACAAACCCAUGGUUGGGCGGGGUGCACAGCGCCCUCGUACUGGUAAUACUGGACAGAAUUCUAGCCAAGCAACCUCUGGCGAGUCAUUGCCAGUCCUGGACAGACUCAAAACAAAAUGGAAUUACAACAACAAGGACAAUCCCUUGCUGUUGAACAGUAAUGCUCGUUUCUUCAUCAUUAAGAGCUACAGUGAGGAUGAUAUUCACCGUUCUAUUAAGUAUAGUGUGUGGACCAGCACUGAGCAUGGGAACCGUCGUCUUAACGAGGCUUUUAAGGAGCAAUCAAAGAGUGGCCCUAUCUACCUUAUUUUUAGUGUAAAUGGUAGUGGACAUUUUUGCGGGAUUGCACAAAUGAUGUCAGAUGUUGAUUUUGAUAUUGAAACUGGCAUUUGGUCUCAAGACAAAUGGAAAGGCAAGUUUGAUGUGAAAUGGUUCUACGUAAAGGAUGUUCCAAAUAAUGCAUUGCGUCAUAUUCGUUUGGAGAAUAAUGACAAUAAGCCRGUGACUAAUUCACGGGACACCCAGGAAAUUCCGCCAGACAAGGCUCGUCAAGUUGUGAAAAUCAUUCAAUCUUAUAAGCACCAGACAUCAAUUUUCGAUGACUUUGCUCACUAYGAGAAGCGUGAAGAUGAGGAAAUCAAGAAGGGCAACAAGAAACUCAUUGGAGUGAAAGAGCCUUGAGGGGACUUCCCACUUGAUUAUUGGAUUUCAGUGACUUUUUGAACUCAUUCGAGUAAUUAUUAAUGUAGACAUGUUUAACCUGGGGUUAGAGGAAACCAUGGAUUCUUUUAGUAUGAUACGUAUGUAUGCAGCUAGUUGUAUUGUUUUGAGGCAGAUGGUCUUCCCUUUCAUCCCUUUAUUUCCCAUUUUCCAUUUCUUUUCCAUGCUUUUUUGACCUCAAAUUGGUAAUCUCAUCAAAAACUAUUCAUCAAACUGGUAGUAGAUUUAGCUGUUCAGUGGGAUUUUGCAAGUGCAUUUACAUAGSAAAUGUUUGUAGCGAAAAUCUGCUUCAACUCCAAGCAAAUCCUGGAACUUUUAUGUUUAGAACUUAUGUUCUUGCAAUGACCCUACUUAAAUCAUGUUACCAUGUUGCUAAAUCUUACCAAGAAAGCAUGUUUCUUUGUUUUGUUUGUGACAUGACAACCUUCCACAAAAUAUUUCAUUUGCUUCUGUGUGCUUUCAAAGAAACCAAAUGCCUCAAUACAUGUUAGUAGUGAUUUUAGAUAGAUAUCAUAUGACAUGCCACAAGUAAUGGCAGAUGAUCAAACUCAAUAAACAUUUUACUGGAA
This is a messenger RNA of Exaiptasia diaphana, 2310 nucleotides long. Its product is annotated as YTH domain-containing family protein 1. Gene Ontology annotation, cellular component: cytoplasm. The coding region runs from base 125 to 1702 and encodes 525 amino acids. The record is from RefSeq and is a predicted model, not a curated record. NCBI's taxonomy places the organism in Eukaryota, Metazoa, Cnidaria, Anthozoa, Actiniaria, Aiptasiidae. Gene Ontology annotation, molecular function: mRNA binding; N6-methyladenosine-containing RNA reader activity. Gene Ontology annotation, biological process: mRNA destabilization. The transcript is spliced from 5 exons.